CCCUCCACGUGACACGUUACCUCAUCAGGGAUGGACGACGAAUCCACAGCACCCGCGCUCUGAGCACUGGGCACGCUUCUGACGCUAGGGCCCUCAGUGCUGGGCACCUUGUGCAGCGGCUGGUGCUUGUGCUUGUGCUGGUGCUCGUGCUCGUGCUCCUUGGGCUUGGUCUUCUUGGUGCUAAACAGCCUGCUUAUGCGCUUCGACUUGUGCUUAUCCUUCUUCUCCUCCUCAUGCUUCCUCUCCUGGUCAACCGAGGCCCUUGGCGGCAGCGGCGGGCUCUGCACCGGCGGUGCCGGCUGGUCGCUCGCCGGCUGCGUUGCAGUCCUUUUCGGCAGCGGUGGCAGCGACGUCGUGGUGGCAGCACGCGGAGGAAUCGGCGGCAGCGGAUGGGCAGCCGGUUCAUUUGCGAUUUCCUCGACAAAGUCGGCCGGGAACAUGCCAGUACUGCCGUUGUUCUUGCCCAGGCACCAGCCGUCCGUCUCCUGGAUGAUCUCGACUAUGUCGCCGGGCUGCAGGGCCAGGUCGUCGUCCUCGACCGCCUCGAAGGACUGCAGCGCGCGCGCCAUGCGCUUCGGCUUCUUGGGCCGACGUGCCGGCGGCGGCGUCCGGUGCUCCUCCACCUUGCUGACGUAGUUCGCCGGGAACCACCCAGACUCGCCGGUCGUCGUGUUCACCCCCACCCACCACUCGCCGUGCUCAUCAUUCGUCACAUUGAGUGUGUCGCCGGGC
This is a messenger RNA of Linderina pennispora, 732 nucleotides long. RefSeq lists its product as uncharacterized. The record is from RefSeq and is a predicted model, not a curated record. Bases 196 to 636 code for a protein of 146 amino acids. Lineage: Eukaryota; Fungi; Kickxellomycota; Kickxellomycetes; Kickxellales; Kickxellaceae. The transcript has a single exon.